AUGUUCCCAGGAACAGAAAAGCCACAGGAUACAGGAAGGAGCGGAUCUCUUCUAUCUCCUAUCUCCCUCUCCUAUGGCUCUGAUUUGCAAAGCCCCAUAGGGAGUGGGCUGGCAGAGCGUAAGUGUGGUUUGCAGAGUCUACCCCAGCAUUGCAAAGCCAAGAAUAGAAGGGUGGGCUUGGAACUGGGAGACAAUAGCUUAAUCGCUGGCACAAAUACAGUUUAUAGAGUGCAAAAGUGUAUGGCAGCUAGUCCUCCUCCAAACCUGACUGACUCAGUCCUGUGCUUGGUAUAUGUUUGCAGAAUUUCUGUAAGACAUGGCUAUGAAAAACACAGAAGGGAUUAA
Pipistrellus nathusii (Nathusius's pipistrelle) is the source of this 345-nucleotide messenger RNA. Lineage: Eukaryota; Metazoa; Chordata; Mammalia; Chiroptera; Vespertilionidae. The record is from the annotation of a GenBank genome assembly.